Molecule: messenger RNA, 1671 nt
Organism: Suillus paluster
Lineage: Eukaryota; Fungi; Basidiomycota; Agaricomycetes; Boletales; Suillaceae
Exons: 5
Coding region: 137-1315 (392 amino acids)
Source: RefSeq, a predicted model, not a curated record
CUUCAGUACCGAAGAACUAACUCCUCUCAGUCCGCCCCUCCACAUUUGAAGGAGCUUGCAACGUAGCCACUGUAGUCUUCCAGGAAAAUAUUGUGCGUCAGCCUGGGUGAUUGCCACAUAUUCUUUAGACUCGAAGAUGUGGACAUCCGAAGGUCACAGGGCACCGAAACGCCCCCGUUAUGAUGAUCAAUCCAUACCAGCUGGCAGGCCUUCGAAUUCUGAUGCCCAUCAUAACGAUGUAAGGGUGAAGUGCGAACAAAGUCCAUCCCCUCCGCCUCCCCAACGAAAGUUGGUCGUGUCCGGGACAAAGCGCUUUGCCCCCUUUCCUUUGAAUUGUUUGCCUUCGAACCCUGGGCACAAGCAGAAUCGAAGGACAUGGGCUAAGAAGUGUCAAAGUGAAAUGGAGGGUCUGAAACUUCAAACGGAAAAGUUGCUUAUCAGAGAUGAUGGCAUAAUAGUAGAUUGGAAGAGUGUUGUCCCAGUUUGGUCAGACACUUUGCAACCAGAACUCGAUCUUGCUGCUACAAUUACACUCGCACAUCAAACAAAUGCCCAACAGCGCCAUGUUUCUCUUCACCACACACCUUCCCGCUCGCAGUCGCAUGUAUCGCUUCCGGUCACUGGUCCUGAUGAUGGUGUUGUAUCUCAAUCCACAUAUGUACAGAAACUACCUAUCCCACCACGGCCACGGAGGAAUGUAGCAUCUCCAUCUGUAUCAUCCUCGCCUGCGGGAGGCUCUAAACCUCAGGCACCACCUAAGCCCGAUCCUCCGACUGCAGAGGUUCCCGCUCAGUCCAAGCCUCCAAACCCCUUUCCGAUGAUCGAGAUAAUACCCGAUGAAGAAGAAAAGAUUUCCAAAAUGACGAUGGAAUAUCUCGAAAGAUAUUUCCAGACGUUCGAUUCGGACCGUGCAAGUCUUGCUUCUGCGUAUUCUAGUAAUGCGUGCUUCUCGUAUCGAGAAGUAAAAUGCUUCUCUCCCGAGUUGCCUCAAUUACACCCUCCAUUACCUCCAUUUGACACGAUCAAGCGUACUCGGCUCGACAUAACCGCAACCCUCCUUUCCCUACCCCCUUUGCAACUCUUACCUUUGAGUGGCUCUGAAGCUCAUAUCGACUAUGACAUUAUGUGGCUUGGCGCCCCCGUUGGAAUGUUCGUUAUUUGUGGGGGCGUCCAUCAUGGGGACUCGUCGAAGUGGCCGGUGACACACAGCUUUAUUCUGCGCCAUAAGGAGGCAUACGAAGAAGACGCGAGGGCUGACGGCGUGUGGCCGCUAGUUGCUGUGGCACAUCAGAUGAUGAUAUUCAGUGGCCAGUAGAUAUAGCUCAUCUUCUAUCAGUGCUUGAUUGUGUACUAGCAUAUUCCUGGUCAUGGUUAGAGAUAAAUGAUAAACUGUAAGUAUCCGAGUCUUUGAUUAGACCAUGACACAGCUGUGUGGGUAUGAUUGUCGGCUCUUGUGGGGCUCGUACUACUCAGCAUAUUGAUUCUGGUGCUAGAGUCCUCGGAGAAUGCGAGUGACGUUAGCUCGGAUAAAGAUCACGAUUACUUUGGCAGUUCUGCAUAUCUGAUUACCUAGUAGCUGUCAAAUGAAGUACGUCUUCGACAAUGAAUCGACAAUGACGUUAAGAAGAGGACUUUUGAGUUUGACACUGAAGGACAGUUUGCAGACUUACC